Molecule: messenger RNA, 303 nt
Organism: Echinococcus granulosus
Lineage: Eukaryota; Metazoa; Platyhelminthes; Cestoda; Cyclophyllidea; Taeniidae
Exons: 2
Coding region: 1-303 (100 amino acids)
Source: RefSeq, a predicted model, not a curated record
AUGAAUAAUACAAUAAUUCUUCGCUUUCAUAGAAACAUGCAAAAAUCAACAGAAAAAUGGAUAACUUGGGUUACAAUCUCAUUUUACGGGGCACAUGUUCUAGUUCAAUGCUCAUUCUUUUUUCCCGACCAGUCCCAGUAUGUUUACCGAUGUUUUAUGGGGAUGGAUAGCAGAACCAGGAUUUUUCAACCAAUUGCGUCAUUUCUGUUUCUACAGCAUAAACACAAUGAACAAACAGUAAACUGCACUGGACUUGGUUUAUUUUAUACGAAUUACUACAUGCUUUUCACAUCCAGUCAUUGA